GAGUCAUUCACAGACGCGCGAAUUAGGUCGAUUCGUUCGCGCUUCACUACCCGACACCACCGAAGAAGAAAACCAGGAAGUCAACAAGCGUCGAUCACAUGGAAGGUGACGUCACAAACAGGAAGGGCUCAGCUCUAACAGGAAGUGCGCGCAAGAUCAAAGACAAUGCCGCCGACUGGCACAACCUGAUGCUGCGCUGGGAGAAAGCGAAUGACGAAGGUUUCGCCAUCGCCACCAACAUCGUCAACCUGAGGCGCAGCAGCGGGCAGACGGUGGAACAGUCGUCAUCAGAACAUGCAGCCAUCACAGCACAGCUGCAGCAGGAAUGUGGCAGGCUGCAAGACAUCGUCGACAAAAUGGCGGCCAUCUUGUCCAAGAUGCAGCGUCUGAUGGCGUCCCAGCGAGGACUGGUGGACCUGGAAGACUUUCAGUUUGGAUCUGAAGGCAGGAAGGUUCCUUUGUUCCACAGCUGGAGAACCAAACAAUUUGAGCAGCAGAGCGGCGUGCUGCUGAGGUGCUUCAGCGAGGAGCUGCGUGUGAAGCGCAUCGUCCAACAGGAAGUGGCCCACAGCGCAACCCCGGACCUGAGCCUGGUCUACCUGUCGUGUUGGCUGCACCAGCCCAAGAUGGCGGCGGCGGGCAGAGUGGCGCUGGAGGCCAUGUUGUUGGAGACGGGUCACCGGGCGCUGUGAGGGGCAGGAAGAGGCGUGCUCUUUGAGGAGGACUUUUAUUGCAAAGCAGGAAGUAAUAAAAGGUAAUAAAAUAGUCUUAUCUACAUAUCAACAUGAUCUCAUCCACACCCCGGAUGAAAUAAAUUAAGUCCAAACUCAAGGUGGCCUCUCAGGUGCUUUUGGAGCCUUCGAUGCCCAGCAGGGCCUGGACCGCCUCCAGGGGGACGCCUUCCGGGGUCUGGAUGUGCAUGGUGGUCCCGUCGGGGCCGUUGACAAUGACGAUGCCUUCUUGUCCGGGCUCCGCCAGCUGGACCGUCAUGCCUUCAGUCUGGAUGUAGAUCUCCUCGCCCUCUUCCAGUUCUUUGGUCUGGCAGGACUCCGUCGGGUCUUCUGAGGCGGUCUGGCUCACGUUCUGGACCGUCCAGGCUGACUUAUCUGCCUCCUCUGUGGGCGGGGCCUCCUCAUUCUCACCGGUGGUCACCUCCAUGGGCGUGGCAGGGGGAGGAGCCUGU
Molecule: messenger RNA, 1183 nt
Organism: Entelurus aequoreus (snake pipefish)
Lineage: Eukaryota; Metazoa; Chordata; Actinopteri; Syngnathiformes; Syngnathidae
Gene: cinp
Product: cyclin dependent kinase 2 interacting protein
Exons: 5
Coding region: 99-692 (197 amino acids)
Source: RefSeq, a predicted model, not a curated record